Macaca mulatta (Rhesus monkey) is the source of this 1907-nucleotide messenger RNA. NCBI's taxonomy places the organism in Eukaryota, Metazoa, Chordata, Mammalia, Primates, Cercopithecidae. The record is from RefSeq and is a predicted model, not a curated record.
AUGGUGGGACCGGGAACCCAGCCGCCGAGCACCUUCCCUGCGCCCAAAUGGCACAGGCGUCACCAGUUCUUGGAACUUUUAAUCCUCUCCUCCAAGGGGAAAAAGGGGCAAACCCCUCGGACCCGCGCCGGGUCAGCGCAGCGCAGGGCCGCCCGCGGGUUUUCCCAGCCGGGACGGUCCGGAGGCUGCGCGCCGCAUCUCGCGCUCUGGCAGCUGCUGGCGCGCUCCGCGCCGCGAGGCGACUCCUCCGCCCAGACCAGCGGCUGCUGGAAGGGCCUCGUCUUCGCGAGUGUCAGUCACUGUAGUCCUCCCAGCGGGAACCCGGUGGCUUCUACGCUGCCGAGCUCCGCUGGCUGCCCUGGGUUGCUUUUCACAUUUCUCUUUAAUUUGACUCUUCUAGCCCGUGGAAGUCUCUGCGCUCACUUCUUCCCGACCCUGCCGGACUCCAGCUUGCGCGCCCGCUGGCAGCCCAAGGACAGUCCCGCCGCCCCACGGCGCUGGAGACGCUGCGGGGUUCAGUGUCCCUUCCUUCCGGAUCCGCGUUUGAAUCCCCCUUCCUCGGAUCCCUUACGCAGCCCAGAGCCCGGCGAUCUGGCUUCUUCCGUGGGCGGCCACUCUGUGACCCGAGCGGCGGCGCUUUGGCCCGAGGGUGGGCGCGACUUAGGGACGGCCAGCGUCCAGCCGGCGUGAGCGCAGCCCCUCCUCGCUGCAGCUGGGCACGUUGGGCGGCAGGAGAGGCUGCUGUGCUGCCUGGCUCUCCCUUUCUAAGCUCCCGGGUCUGCGAAAGUUUGGGGUGGGUUGUACUUUCUCUAGGUCGGUCUGUCCCACCUGGUACCCCACCCUACUUUCUGCCCGGCCCCUCACCCUUGUCGGCGCUAUGCUUUCUCUCCGGGCCCCCCACCUUGUAUAUUGCACGGGCUCCCUGGGUGGUUUUGCUCCCAGGGACACUGCCAUGCGUUCAGUCCUGGAGCCCGUGAAUCCAAGCCUGUGCUCUCGCUCCCGCCCGUGGAUUGCGUGAAAAUCAAUAGAGCACCACCCAGCUCGUGUUGGAAGGGACGCUCAGACAUCUCCGCCCACGGCAUUUUCCCUCUAGGAGAAGGGCGAUUCAGCUUCGCGCCUGAGCUGUUUAAGGACUGGAUCUGACCCUUUUCCUGAAGAUUGCCGGUGGGGCGUGCCAGUCUCUCGCCCGACCUUGGGAGGUGGACAAGGAGUGAUUUCAGAGUCGUUUCCCGACCUGCUGUGUGUUUGGCCUUUGGGUGGGAGGUAGGGUGGGCCCUCUUACCCUAAACCAAGAGAGCUUAACCCCCUCUUGGGACACGAACCCUUUAAACAAUCAGAUGACAACUUCUGUCCUUUUGCCCAGGAAAAUACCCGACCUAGGCGCACCCAAAACGUUCCCUACAGUUGCAGGGGGGUUCUGGUUUCCCAAACCCCGGGACUCACGAAUCUCAAGAACAGCUGGCAGAAAGGACUGUCUGCUUGGGGGAAGGGGAGAGACCAACGCGGAGAGCCGUGGAGCUGCUUGUGGCCCCAGCCUUGGGUCACCCAGGACGCCCUUUCCGGAGCCGAGUUAAGGUCGCGGACCCUGAAGAAGAAAUUGAGACCUCAAAACUAAUUCGCCCACGAUCUCACUGUUCCCGAUGGAGCAAGGGGUUCGAAUUGUGGGGGGAUAAAUUUAGUAUCAGCCUUCAGCCGUCCAACUACUCACCUUCGAAUCACAGUCCCCCGCCUGUGCUGUGCUGUGCAACAUGUGAGGGUAAAAAAUGCGCAGGUUGUAAGAGGUGAGGUUUUUUGUUUGUUUUUGUUUGUUUGUGGGUUUUUGUUUGGUUUUGGACUGGAAAACUUAAAGCUCAAGAGUUUUUUUGUCUUUUUUUCUUUCUUUCUUUCUCUCUCUCUCUCUCUCUCUU